AUGAGAAUCGAAGGAGAAUUGCAUGGACUGGACCCCGAUUCUGAGGCAGAUGAACAUGAUGGGGUUGAAAAACCGCCAAAGAAAAAGCGCAAAUCAGAUCAACAGAAACAGACCAAAACCGCGCCCAAAACCACAUCCAAACCCGCAUCUAAACCCGCAUCUAAACCCACACCCAAAACCACACCCAAGACCGCAUCCAAACCCGCAUCCACUCAGAUCUCUCAUCGCCAAGCGCAAUCACCCUUACUAGUGCAAAUAAAAAAACUUUGGGAACAACUUCGCCAAAAGAACAUCUCGCCGUCCACUCGCUCGUCUCUACUCUCUGAUUUGCUUCAAAUGAUUAUGGGUAAAAUCGGAGAUUUAGUUCUCAAGCAUGAUGCAUCGAGGGUUGUUCAAACACUGUUGAAAUUUGGGAGUAAAGAACAGAGAGGAGAGGUUGCAAAAGCAUUAAAGGGAAAAUAUGUGGAAUUAGCAAAGAGCACUUAUGGAAAGUUUCUGGUCUGCAAGAUUUUAAAGUAUUGUCCCCAACACAGAGAUGACAUUAUAAAAGAAUACUACGGUCAGGUUCGCAAACUAAUAAAACAUAAAGAAGCUUCUGAAGUCAUAGAAGAAGCAUAUAACGUGGGAAAGGCGACCCAUCGAUCGGGAUUAAUGCAGGAAUUCUAUGGGCCGGAAUUCAUUUUUUUCAAGACGCCAACACCACAAACACUUUCGGAAAUCCUCUCCGCCUCCCCGCAUAAAAAAGACAUUAUUCUCAAAAAUCUCGCCCAAUCUAUAUCCAGCGUAUUAGACAAGGGAACUAUCAAGCAUAGCAUUACUCACCGUGCGUUGUUGGAUUAUUUCACCAACGCUGAUGAAAGGCUACUCGCUGAUAUGAUUGCUAUGGUCAGCGAGCGGGUACCAGAAAUAUUGCAUACUCGAGAAGGAUCAAAGGUCGCUAUGUUGUGCGUCGCACGCGGAACUUCAAAGAAUCGAAAAGUCAUAAUAAAAAGCAUGAAGACAUAUAUCAAUAAGAUAUGCUGCGAUGAACACGGACAUUUGGUUCUGUUGACAGUCUUUGACGUUGUCGAUGAUACAACGCUAGUAGAAAAUGCAAUUAUAAAAGAAAUUGGAAAGAAUCUCCAACAGAUUAUAGAAGAUAAAUACGGUCAUAGAGUAAUUCUUUAUUUACUAGUUGGGCGAUCUCAAAUGAUAUUGAGCAAAGGAAAUAUUGACUUGUUGUCGUCAAUGGAUGAAAUACGAGCCAAGACAAGCAAAAAAUCACCCCAGGUUCGCAGCCAAGAACUUUUAAAGGCGAUAUCCUCACACUUGAUUCCUUAUUGUGAAUCGAAUACAUCGAGCCUACUUUCACAUCAUUUUGGCGCACAAGUACUCUGUGAGACAAUGCUCCAUGCCCAGGGUGACAAAACACAAACUCUUGUCAAUAUUGCCACUCUUGCUCGCGGCUCCCCUCGCACAAACCCAGACCACAUAAUGCUAUCAAUGGUCAAUCGUACAUUAAAAACGCUCGUGCAAGGUGGACACUAUAGAGGUUUAAAAAAAGACAAGUCCUCUGAUAAAGUAGAUCUACACUUUGGAAAAAUGUUGAUGGAUGCAAUACGUGAACAUUUGACAACAUAUGCAAAAGGCGCAACGAGUUCUUUCGUUAUAUUAGCCCUCUUGCACGAUGAGGAUGUUGGUGAAGAGGUUAAGCGGACUAUAAUUGAAAACGCAGAGGACUUGAGAAAUCAUGCAGGCGAACUUGGAGUCAAAUUAUUGUUGGAAGAGGCCGGGACCGAGGUGGCAAAGCCGCAAAAGAAUGACAAAAAAGUCAGAGCAAAUAAAACAAAAUCAAGUGGUGUUGUUACUAGAAGCAAGAGGAGAAACAUGGAAAAUAGGUGA
This is a messenger RNA of Paraglomus occultum, 1881 nucleotides long. Lineage: Eukaryota; Fungi; Glomeromycota; Glomeromycetes; Paraglomerales; Paraglomeraceae. The record is from the annotation of a GenBank genome assembly.